Molecule: messenger RNA, 351 nt
Organism: Loa loa (African eye worm)
Lineage: Eukaryota; Metazoa; Nematoda; Chromadorea; Rhabditida; Onchocercidae
Exons: 3
Coding region: 1-351 (116 amino acids)
Source: RefSeq, a predicted model, not a curated record
AUGACAACCGGUCUUCCGCAACAAAGACUCGCUGCAUACGUGGGUGGAACCCCGCCUGGUAUAAGUGAAAUAGAACUGAAGAACUCAAACCAGCACAGAAGCAAGAAACCCGAGAUUACCAAACUUUUGACAUCUCUUUCACAGGAAUUAAGGCAAAAAAAGGGUAAUCCGAUGGAUAGAGCAUCAAACUGCGGAAUGUUUUACGCACCAACACUCAUUCGUGAAAUGUAUAAAAGGGUGCAAGAAAAGACGGCAGCCCUAAAACUUGGAGGGAUGAGGCCAACUGGAAGCACUGAAAUCCCAAAAAAGGAGUCAAGAGAAGAAAUACGACGCAGCAUGAUGGGAAAGUGA